Molecule: messenger RNA, 1005 nt
Organism: Sclerotinia sclerotiorum 1980 UF-70
Lineage: Eukaryota; Fungi; Ascomycota; Leotiomycetes; Helotiales; Sclerotiniaceae
Exons: 5
Coding region: 1-1005 (334 amino acids)
Source: RefSeq, a predicted model, not a curated record
AUGGCUGCACUAGCAUUGCUCGUAGUGGAAGAUGCUAAAUGUAAAGGUACCUUCCUUAUCUGUGCUGUUGAAAUUUCACAACGACUUGCAGACUACAAAUUCAGAGCCAAGUUCCUUGAACUUGCCAAGGAUGCUAAAAUCUCACAAAAAGAUUGGUGUGAGGAUAUUUUGGAGAAGAUUGAUUCGAAGAAAAUAUUCAAAACCAUGAGAGUUUCCCCAGAAGAACGUUCGAAAUUUAUUGGACUUUGUGAGAGACAACUCCGUCCAUUGUAUUCCCCUGAAAAAUUGGGAAGUAGUAGUCUCUUGGAUUUGUCGACUCCACUUCCGAAGAACCUCAAACCGUGGCCUAGCGUAAUAGGACAAAGAUACAUGUCGCUUAAUCAAAAAAUUGUACCUGAGUAUGAUGUGGUCUCGGAAAAUAGCAAUGACUUGGAUUCCUCGGUCAGACUUCCCACUCUCUCGCAAACGGAUUAUAUGUCUUCGAAAUUUAAGCAUUCUGCCAAACAUGUAAUAUUAAUGAACCGAAGAGUGUUAAUGACUGCAAGGCCAAACGUGGCAGUAAGUUCUAAAAACAAAAUAGGUAUCUGCUUUCAUGGCAGCAACAUAUUAAUGAAAGUUGGCUACACUGCUGGAUACGAUAGCAUGGGUAAAACAGUUCGUGUAGCAGGUUUCGAAGCAGAUGGCAGGCCAUUUUUCGAAACAUCCCCAGAGCUUGUAGUCCGCAGUGAAGACGGCAAGCGGGUACUUAAGAUAGGAUAUGAUGCUAAUGGAAAUCCGAUUCAUGCUCGUUUUGACAAACGACACCAAAAGGUUUCAUUCCAGUUCUACUUGAACCUUCAACCUUUUUUGACCACGAAACGUAAGAUCUUACCUUUCUGUAACCCAGGAAUAGAGAAAGCACCAACCCGGAAUUUAGUGGUAGCUUGUUGCGAGCUUUUGAAGAUGAUGAAGAAGGAUGAAGGCGGAAAGAGAAUUGGGGUUAGAAUGGGAAGCGCGGUUAUUUAG